AUGCAAGCUCCAACGUUUCGUCCCGUUUCAGUCCAAGUAGCGGGGCCUAACCCACUUCCCCCAACGCCGACGAGGAUCACAGAGCUACCGGGCAAUCUGUUCGAUGCUCCCGAGGGGUCCGCAUUGAUCCAUGCCUGCAAUACGCAGGGUAGCUGGGGAGGGGGUAUCGCGCGAGCCUUCAAGGAACGGUAUCCUGCGGCAUAUCAAGUCUACCGAAGCCACUGCCUGCAGUUCCUACGUGCUGGGAAAACCCACGAGAUCAGCGACAUGUACACUCACGUGAACUCUGUCUCCAUCCUGCCUCUGGGCACAGCCUUGAUCAUCCCGCCGCAGCCAGCAGAUUCUCGCCGGAGCCAGAAGAAGCACUGGAUCAUUUGUCUGUUCACCUCAGCAGGCUAUGGUCGUCGUGUUGACCGGCCUGAACAGAUCAUCAAUCACACCUAUGCUGCGCUGCGAGAUCUUCGGGAGAAACUGACUGACCUCCGCCUGGAUGGCACGGAGCCUUCGCCCACGGCUUUGUUUUCAUGUCAAUUUAAUUCGGGCCUGUUUGGCGUUCCCUGGCCGGAUACCAGGAGGGCUUUGGAUCACACGGGAUUACAUGUUACCGUGAUUUAUCCACCAGGGGAUGACGAAGAGACAGCGUAG
Molecule: messenger RNA, 645 nt
Organism: Penicillium brasilianum
Lineage: Eukaryota; Fungi; Ascomycota; Eurotiomycetes; Eurotiales; Aspergillaceae
Source: the annotation of a GenBank genome assembly